UAUAAAUUGGCUCCAACCUCUUUCUUUCUCUCUCUGUGGCCUCUGCACCAACCAACUUAUCCUCCGACACUUCCAAUUUCCCAACAUGACACAAUCCCAGGAGAGAGCCACGCUGACGUGGCGCGCCAUCCCAAUCCCCAACUCCUCCCUCAACGACGUCGUUCCCCUCACCCUCCGAAACGACGCCGUCCUCGCCCUCGCACCCCGCACUCCCACUCUCACGCGCUGCAAAUUCGCCAGCGUCUCCGUCGCUCAAACCAAAUUCGACAAACAAUUCGCGCCCACGCCGUCUCAGUAUCUCCGCCACCCGCUCGCGGUGGUCGCAUUGAUCCCCAAAGACGCCGCUCUGUUCCUCGCCGGCGCCAUCGCCGGCGCCGCCGCCAAAAGCGUCACCGCCCCCCUCGACCGCAUCAAGCUCCUCAUGCAGACUCACGGCGUGCGAGUUGGGCAAGAAAGUGCGAAGAAGGCGAUUGGUCUCGUUGAGGCCAUAACUGUAAUUGGGAAGGAAGAAGGCAUUAAAGGUUAUUGGAAGGGCAACCUCCCCCAGGUGAUUCGGGUUAUACCUUAUAGUGCUGUCCAGCUUUUUGCUUAUGAAAUUUACAAGAAACUAUUCAAGGGAAAGGAUGGUGAGCUCUCUGUUGUGGGAAGACUUGCAGCAGGUGCUUUUGCUGGAAUGACAUCAACUUUUAUAACCUACCCAUUAGAUGUCCUGAGAUUACGAUUAGCUGUUGAACCUGGUUACCGAACAAUGUCACAGGUUGCGUUGAGCAUGCUAAGAGAGGAAGGAUUUGCGUCUUUUUACUAUGGCCUUGGGCCUUCUCUGAUUGGAAUAGCUCCAUAUAUUGCAGUGAACUUUUGUGUUUUUGAUUUAUUAAAGAAGUCGUUGCCAGAGAAAUAUCAAAAGAGAACUGAAACAUCUCUACUCACUGCCGUGCUUUCAGCAUCUCUUGCCACACUUACAUGCUAUCCUCUGGACACAGUGCGAAGACAGAUGCAAUUGAAGGGUACACCUUAUAAGACGGUAUUAGAUGCCAUUCCAGGUAUUGUUGCAAGGGAUGGGAUUAUUGGCUUGUAUCGCGGAUUCGUGCCCAAUGCUUUGAAAAACCUACCAAAUAGCAGCAUCAGGCUUACUACAUAUGACAUUGUCAAGCGCCUAAUUGCAGCUAGUGAGAAAGAGUUUCAAACAAUUACCGAGGAAAACCGCGACAAACAAAAGAAACCUCAAUAGUCAAUGACAGUGAACUUAGGACUCAUUGCUUCAGCCAUUCUUUUCCUGCUGAAAUUCGUUAGAACUAAUGCUUCGGCAAUGCUAUCUCGUAGUUGCGGUAAUUGCCUUUGGGAUAGCCAAACUGUAUACAGUUAUGAGUUUAUACCAGCAGCCAAUAUUGUGUUUCAGGGCUGGAAGUUUUGCACAGGACACAAUAGUUACUGUAAUGCUAUAUUUUAUUUUUUAUUUGAAAGAAUUUUAGAUGUA
Cajanus cajan (pigeon pea) is the source of this 1474-nucleotide messenger RNA. RefSeq names its product thylakoid ADP,ATP carrier protein, chloroplastic. The record is from RefSeq and is a predicted model, not a curated record. Gene Ontology annotation, biological process: transmembrane transport. NCBI's taxonomy places the organism in Eukaryota, Viridiplantae, Streptophyta, Magnoliopsida, Fabales, Fabaceae.